This is a messenger RNA of Westerdykella ornata, 1616 nucleotides long. RefSeq lists its product as uncharacterized. The transcript has 2 exons. The record is from RefSeq and is a predicted model, not a curated record. The coding region runs from base 455 to 1213 and encodes 252 amino acids. NCBI's taxonomy places the organism in Eukaryota, Fungi, Ascomycota, Dothideomycetes, Pleosporales, Sporormiaceae. Gene Ontology annotation, cellular component: Ino80 complex. Gene Ontology annotation, biological process: chromatin remodeling.
GGAGCAGCCAGAAGCGACGGGACGCGAUCGCAGCCAGCGCCCGCGCAAUAUGACCGACCCGGACAAUCAUGCACACACACCACCGCGCCCCAGCUGGCCCGCCGGCCACAAAUCCCUCUUCCCACAACCCCAAGUCCUCCUUUCCUCUCCUCCAUCACUCCCAUCACCACCACCACGCCGCCUCGACCCUCCAUCGUCAUCAACACAUCCACCAUCGUCGCCGCGACCCUGCGCACAAUACCCCUCCGCCGGCCCCUUUGAUGAGCCUCGACGUUUGUCACGGCCCAGCCACAUCCUCUGCUCGUCUCAUCCGACGGCCACUACAAUAAGGAGCCUGCGCUCACGGCACCACACCAUCACCAUCACCACAGUUCCCUCAUCGUCACCUCACAUCAUCUCCACCUAGCCUGACGAGCCUUCUUCCUCCUCUCGUUACCACUGCCGCCUGCCAGACAUGGCACCACCAUCCAAGUCGAGGAUCGUCAUCCUCAAGCUGGCGUCUGCCCACCUCCGCAAAUUCCCUCACACGCCUCCCUCGUCAGCACAGUCGUCGUCCCCAUCUACCUCCGACACACCCAUUCCACAGGUCAACGAGCCCACGCCCGCCGUUGACACGCCUGCCGACUCGACCACGGCGACGCCUCUCCCCCCUAAUGGCACAAGCACUCCUUCCAGUUCGCUCGCACCGCCCCCUGCAGGCACAAAGCGGAAGGCCAUGCCGGCGCCCAGGGGAACCAAGAGAGCGGCGCAACUGGGACCAGAUGGGCUGCCCAAGCCUCGUGGCAAGCCGGGCCCGAAGUCCAAGAAGCAGAGACUUGGUGACAUGAUCAACGACCCCAACAACAAAGGACCCUUUGCCAUACCGGCUCCUGUCAAGCUGGGCCCAAAGGCGAACCAAGGUGCCAUCAACGCAGGUCUACGUGCCCUCGACCGCACCGGAAAGCCCUGCAGGAAGUGGGUAAAGAAGGGCUUCUCCGUGCGCAGCUUCACCGGCGUCGUCUGGGACGUACCGACAUGGCGAGCUCCCAAGAAUGCGGCCGUCUUCGCCGAGGAUGUCAAGAGCGACUCACCGAGUUCCAGCGACCCCAAUGUCAAGGACGAGAGCAGUGCCGUCAGUGACAAGAGCGGACUACCGACUGGCUCCGCGACGCCCGUUGUCCCCGCUGCCAAUGGCAUUGAGAGUUCACCGGCUCCUGUUCUUGCAGCCUCAUGAAGCGGUUGCAGCUUCCAGCCGUGUUCACAUACACUGCUUCCGCCUAUUGGCUCCUACCUUCUCUCCUUCUAUCAUCAUCGAUGCAGCAUACGGCUUCGACUUGUUCCGACGUGACCCCAGGAUGGUCUUUCGCUGGAUAGUCUGUGGCACCCUCGGCGUUCAGGAUACGGAUCUUGUUUGUAUCAAAAGGGUUCAUGUUUUCAGGCGUAAGAGAGGUCGGUCGGAACCCUGCUGCCGCUGCUGAGUUCGGGCGAGCAUCUGGAUAUGCAUAUGGACUGCGCAUCAAGGCGUCUCACGGAUGGAGAGGAGGAUUACAGGUUAUAUCGCGCUUCCAGCCAACACCAGCUUUGGAAGCUUGUAUUUUAUAGUUUCUCUUGUUUAGUCCAUGCAAAGCGAGGCAAAC